Molecule: messenger RNA, 1565 nt
Organism: Neohortaea acidophila
Lineage: Eukaryota; Fungi; Ascomycota; Dothideomycetes; Mycosphaerellales; Teratosphaeriaceae
Product: NADPH dehydrogenase
Exons: 1
Coding region: 93-1244 (383 amino acids)
Molecular function (GO): NADPH dehydrogenase activity; FMN binding
Source: RefSeq, a predicted model, not a curated record
CUGCUGAGCAAGGCAAUACUAUAUGUACCCGGCGUAACCGAAUGUGCAGCGACGGCCUCAUUUUCUUUCAUCUCGAAACCUGAUCGAACACCAUGGCCAAACAAGAUCGCCUGUUCUCUCCCAUCAAGCUGGGACCAGCGACGCUGUCCCAUCGCAUCGUUCUCGCCCCUCUCACCCGACUUCGUGCCGACAAGAACCAUGUACAAAUGGACAUGUGCGCAGAAUAUUACGCGCAGCGCGCCUCGACUCCGGGAACUCUGUUGAUCGCAGAGGCGACCAUAGUAAGCCCUCGUGCAGGAGGCAUGGACAAUGUCCCCGGAAUCUGGAGCACCGAGCACAUAGCCGCAUGGCGCAAAGUCACUGAUGCCGUCCACGCAAAGGGCUCUUUUAUAUUUCUCCAGCUGUGGGACUUGGGCCGCAGGGCGUCUCCAGAAGUCCUCGCGCGCGAGCAAGAUGGUCCACACCGAGUUUGCGGCCCAAGUGCGAUCGAGGUCGAUGGCGCUCCGUCGGCCAAGUACCACGCACUCACUGUCGACGAAAUCCAGUCGCGCAUUCAAGACUUCGCCCGUGGUGCCCGCAACGCCAUGUCGGCCGGGUUCGACGGCGUUGAACUCCAUGCUGCCAACGGCUACCUUGUGGACUCAUUUCUGCAAGAAUGCUGCAACCAGCGGAGCGAUGAAUAUGGCGGUUCGAUCGAGGGUCGAUCUCGGUUCUGCAUUGAUGUGAUAAAAGCCCUUGUCGACGCAGUUGGAGACCCCAGAAAAGUGGCUCUUCGCCUAUCGCCCUGGACUUUCCAACAAGACAACACUCCUCAAACCCCAAUCUCUCAGUUCGAGCAUGUCAUCACCGAGCUUAAAGAUCUCGGCCUCGCGUAUCUUCAUCUGGUCGAAAGCCGCACGAGCGGCGACCCUACGAACGCGACCUACCACCGCCUCACGCGCCGCAACGACUCGUUGAUCGAGAUCUGGUGUAGUGGCAAAUCUCCUAUCAUCCUGGCCGGGGGCUUCGAUUACGAAACGGCCACAGUUGCAACCAGCCAAAUUUACGCGGACAAACAGAUGCUGGUGGCGAUUGGGAGACAUUACAUUGCCAACCCGGAUCUGGUGUUUAGGUUCAAGCAUCGCCUGCCGAUCAUCCCAUAUGAUCGCUCAACGUUUUACAAGGCCGUGAGCAAGGAUGGAUACACAGACUACCCCUACAGCACAGAGUACCAAGCGGCCGCGAAAGCCGGCACGGUCAAUUAGAAUUUCCGGAUGGAUUGAAACUAAUAGUCUACGACCUGGUAGAAGGUCGGAUGACGUGUAAUAUUCCAGUACCUAUCAACAAUAUGAAGACGUGAAAGUACAGAUCACCUAAUCAACACAAGGGCUAGAGAGAGCCAUUCAAUACAAAACUCAGCGUCCUCUGUUCCGCGACAGACAAUACAGCACGAAGGGUGUCGGUGAGGCUGCACUGCCGAACCUUCAAGCCUCGUAUGCAGACGGACAAAAGAAAUGCCCGUACGUACCGGCCUCGGCACUCCAAAAGACCGUCCUACGGAACAUCGUAGUCCCCGUUACGACAUC